Molecule: messenger RNA, 6582 nt
Organism: Drosophila albomicans
Lineage: Eukaryota; Metazoa; Arthropoda; Insecta; Diptera; Drosophilidae
Gene: Smr
Product: histone-lysine N-methyltransferase 2D
Exons: 8
Coding region: 739-6582 (1947 amino acids)
Source: RefSeq, a predicted model, not a curated record
AACUUUCAGCACUCGGCACCGCAGCAACAACGUCAGCAGCAGCAGCCAAGCAGCAGCGUCGCCGCCGUCGUCGUUGUCGUCGUCGUUGUCCAUGUUGUCGACGUUGUUCAAAUCCUAAAAUCGGGUGUGUGCGCGAGCAGAGCAUGUGAAAAUUUCACGACGUUGCGCAGAUACGUUGCGAAUUUAUUUAUAACAAAUUCACGAAAAUUAUGAAAAUCGUCGCUCGAAUGCAAUAUCAACAACAAGCACUCGCAGUAUGUGUGUAAAUAGGCAAAUGAUUAAAUUAGUAGCAACAAGAAGAAAAAAUUAAAAAAAAAAAAGAAAAGAAAUAUAACAAAUACAAAAAAUUUAUUGUGUGAGUGCAUUAAACAACAAGAGCAACUAAGUAUAUAAAUAUGCAAGUGCAAGAGCCAAAAAAGCAGCCACUGCUGCAUGGCGUCUUUUAAGUGGCGACAAAGCAAUUUGUUGUUGCUGUUGCAACAAAAGUGUUAACAACAACAACAACAGCAACAAACAUAAACAAGUGAAACAGUACAGAUGUUGUGAAUAUGUUGCAGUGCAAUGCUGUUGCAUUUGAGCAGCCCAGUGAAAACAACAACAACAACUACAACAACCACAACUAUAACAAGAGCAGCAAAAGCAACACUUCGACAUCAUUUACAGCAGCAACCACAAUUGAAACAACAUCCAAUUCUGAGCGCAACAACAAGUGUUUAAGCCAAAAGAGUUCGGCAUGAAAUGGAAGCAGCUAUACGCUCCUCUUCAGUGCAGGUCGGUGCUCCGCCGCCCACAAACAACGCCACAAACGGUGGACAACAGCAGCAACAGCAGCAGCAGCAGCAGCAGCAGCAGCAGCAGCAACAACAACAGCAACAACAACAUCAGCAGCAGCAACAUUCGCAGCUUCAACUACAGCAACAGUUUCAUCUUCAUCACCAGCAACAACAACAACAACAUCAGCAGCAGCAGCAGUUGCAGCAACGUGUUGCCAGCAAUCAACAGCAGCAACAGCAGCACAACGCGGCUGCAACAAAUGCUGCGUCGCAUCAAGUGCAUGAUAAUGGACCAACGUCCCAUCAUCUACACCAGCAACAGCAGCAGCAACAUCCUCAAACAACAGCGCCUAAUCAGCAGCAAAACAAAGCAGCACAGCAGCAGCAACAACAAAAACAACAACAACAGCAACAACAGCAGGCUGCGAAUAUGUCUGCGUAUCAACAACGGCUGUCAGCUGCCAGUGCAUCGCCGAUUCAUAGGACACUCGAGCAGCAGACGCAGCAGUAUGCCAAGAGCCUCGGACACCUGCAACCGCAUCAGCAGCAGCAGCAGCAACAGCAGCAGCAACAACAGCAGCAGCAGCAACAGCAACAGCAACAAAUGCAUCACCACCACCAUCAUCCGCAACAUCCGCCGCCGCAGCAACAGCAACAACAGCAACAGCAGCAGCAACAGAUGUCACAGCAACAGUUGCCACAACCGCCGCCAGCACCGCAAAAGCCACAACCGAUGGUCCGCAGUGUGGCCGAUGCUUCGGGUGCCGCAUUGACUAUAACGCCAACACGGAUGAGCGCCAAGGCGGCGGCCAACGACAACGAGCGUCUGAUGCCGCCAGCGUGUCAGGCGCCCAAGAAGCAAAAGACGAGCGAGGAAUACGAUUCGUCGGCCACGGAGACGGCGGACGAGGAGAACGAGAACUCGCCGGCGAAUCGGCAAAGUCCCAAGGUGAUCUUCAAUGCGGUUUCGCAUGCGCAUCCACACGCUGGUGUCCAUGGACACGGACAUGGUCAUGCACAUGGCAACAAUGUGGCCGGUCUGCAGCCACCGAAUGCGGCAGCAGCAGCACAAGCUGUUGCACUAACCGGACAACAGCAACAGCAGCAACCGAACGGACCGUCGAGCAUGCGACGGGAGGCGGUGAACAAUGUGCAGGAUUGUGUCUACUCGGUGAUCGAGCGACAGUUGAAGCAACAGCAGAAGGGUCCACAGCUGCCUGGUAACAAUCAGCAACAAGGUGGCAAGCAGCAGCAACAGCAACAGCAACAACCACAGCAGCAGCAGCAACACAACAAUAUGGAACGCAAGGAACUGACAAUUGUGCGUGAGUAUCGCCAGGAUGGCAACGCUUUGAUCAAGCAGCAACAGCAACAACCUCCGCCUGGACUGCCGCAUGGCACCUCAGUGCAGAAGCUCAGCUCACGCGCUGUGGUACCGCAGCAACAGAUGCCGCCGACGUCGCUGAACAGCAGCAGCAGCAGCCACAGUCACACACAUGCGCACAGUCACGCGCACGGCGGUCACAGCAACAGCAACAGCAGCAAUGCGAGCAGCAGCAGCGGCGGCAACAACAACAACAGCGCCAGCAACAACAAUGGCGACAAUUUGGCCACGCUAAUUCCGACUGUGGUCAACUCACACUUGGCCAUUGCUGCCGCACAUCAUGUGCACAUGUCGCACCCGGCAUUGUUGCAGCAGCAACAGCAGCAACAACAACAGCAGCAGCAGCAGCAACAACAGUCGAGCGGCGGAGUGGAUAAGGCAACCAUAACGCCAGUGCUGAAGAAGAGCUCCGUGACGCCGACGCCACCCGAAACAAUCAUCUACAAUGUGUCCGGCAGUCAUGUGACACCACAGCAGCAGCAGCAACAACAGCAGCAGCAACAGUCGGCGCCACCGGCAACACACGCGGUACACGGUCCGCCGCCAUCGCAACGUUUGCCGCCCGCUCCCGAGGAGCCGCAGACACUUGAUCUGAGCAUCAAGAAGCCGCCACGUGACGGACAUUCGCCCCAUACCGGACCAGCAGCUGCAGCUGCGGCGGCAGCCGAACGUCAUCACGGUCCGCCAGCAUCGAUGGGCGGUGCCAUCAAGCAUAUUCCACGCUCGGCACCGAUGUAUCGCGGUGAUGCGGUGCAAACGUUGUCCGUGUCGGGACCACCGCCCGCGUCCACGUAUCUCUCGUAUCCGCAGAUGCAUGGCGUCGGUGUUGGCGUCGUGAAGCCAUCGCCAGUGGGCGCUGGCGGUGGUGUACCGCCUGGCUCGUUGUAUGUCCAACCCGUACCUGUACCCCUUGGCCAGGGUCAAUUGACGCGACCCGCGCAACCGCCGCCGGCUCUACCGCAACCGCCAGCGACGCGCGUCUCUAAGUUGCCGCCCAAACUCAGUCCACAGCAGCAGCAGCAGCAACAACAGCAUCUGCCAUCGCCACAGCAGCAGCAGCAGCAACAACAGCAGCAACAGCAAUCGCCGGCAUCGGCAUCGCAGCAUCAGCAGCUGCAGGUGGUCAAGGUGGGUUCGAUAACGCACGGAACGCCCGCGAACAGCGGACAACAGCAGAUCAUUGUGCAUGCGGCGCCCUCGUCGCUGCUCAGUCCCAAAUACGAGAGCCUGGUGCGUCAGACGCCGCCGGGCAGUUGUCCGGAUACGGGCAAACACGGCUCAAUCACGCAGGGCACACCGCUGCACCUGCCGCCGCAUCAUCUGGAGAGCAAACGUCCCUACGAUUUCUACAAGAGCUCACAGCGCCUCAGUCCCGCACAGGCACCGCCACCGCAGCAAUCAUCGCCACAGGCUCAACCGCCCCAAGGUUAUGGCGUUGCCGUUGGCUCGCCCUAUUCCCGUUCGCCCUAUGGCGGUGUUGUUGAGCAGCCAUUGGUGUUGAGUUCACGUCAGAUUGUCAUCAACGAUUUCAUGACCUCACAACAGAUGCAGGGCCAGCAGCAACGCAAUGUCUCGCGCGGCAGCAGCAGCGCUGGCGGCGGCGCUGGCUCCGGUUCCGACAAGGAGUCUCCAUCGCCCAGGAACAGUGUUAGCGGCGGUUCGGCCGUUUAUGCCGGCUAUGAGAAGGAGCCACAGCCACGCGGACGUGCCGAGUACUCCAGUCGUGCCUCGCCAGCCGAUCAUUCCAACAGCACACCGAGUCCACAUCGCACACCGCCACCGCAGCGUCAGGGCGUCAUUCAGCGGCACAAUACCGGCUCGAAGCCACCGUCACCUGCAGCACCGCCACCACCUCGUAUGUGUCUGGUCACGCCCUACAACUACUCACCAGCUGGUCACGAUGCGUUGGCCUCGUUUGUGGACGUGGCUGUGCAGCAACCGCAGUUGCCGGUGCCAUCGCAGAAGGAUGAGAAAUCGGCAGCGUCGCAGUCGACGCCACAACCGCAACCGCCGCCGCCAACACAUGUGCAGGUGUCACAGGCACCGCCGCCACCGGCAGCACAUCAUGAUCUACGCUAUCGCGAUCCCAUUGCGGCCAUACACCAUCAGCAGAUGGCGGCCGCGGUGCAUCAACAGUAUGGGGCGCAAUACUAUCGCCUGAAUGCGCUGCAUCAAAUCGAGCAGGCGAAACGCGAUCAGCGACAGCAACAGCAGAAUCUGGAACGUGACCGGGAGCUAAUACAGAAUCAGGAGCGCAUGCAGCAUCGCAUCGAACGGCAGCGCGAACAGGAGCGACAGCGACGCGAUCAAGAGAGACGCGAACAGGAGCGUGCCGCCGAUGACAGUCGACGCAUGGAUCGUGAUCGCAUGGAUCGCAUCAUUGCAAACGCUGUGCCGCCUCCAGGGCAUGCACAUGCCUUGGCCCACGGUCAUGGGCACUACAUGCGUGGCCCAGUGCCAGAGACUUUGCCUCCACGCACCAUUCCCGAUCGGGAGCGUGACGCUUACUAUCGUCAGGCACAUGCGCCAAAGCCAUCGGAGGAUGGACAACUGAGCGCACAGAGUCUCAUUGAUGCGAUCAUCAAGCACGAGAUAAGACGCACCGGUGAAAUAGGCAGUCUGCCCCGUGAGAUAACACGUCCCUCCUACUAUCAACGCGAUAUGCGACCAUCGCUGGAGGGCGGCGUCUCGCUGCUGACCGCCGAGAACAAUGGCAAACCGAACUCCAGUUCGCCCAAUGUGAUUAACAUUGAUCUCGAUCAGGAGCAGCGCAUCUCAUCGAAUCCCCAGCAGCAACAAGCACAGUCUGGCGGUGCUCCGCCAGCGGGAUCAAGUCGCUCCGUGCACGGUUCGUUGCGUGGCCAAGGCACGCCCACAUCGCAGGCAAGCGGCGGCGGCGGUCCAUCGCCAUCGCAGCAGCCACCGCAACAGCAGCAGCAACCACAACAGCAGCAGCAACAGCAACAGAUCCACACGAAGAGCAUCACAUUGCGUGAGGUGACCGACUCGAUAAUCACCAACAACUAUGGGCCAAAUCCGCAUAUACGUCCCGCCUUUAUACCCUAUCUGCCGGAUGCCCAGGCGAUCAUAACGCCCGAUCGCUGGAAGCAGAAUCGCCGACAGCAGCAGAAGGCCGAAGAGGCAGCAGCAGCUGCCGCGGCAGCCGAGCGGGCCAAGCAAUCGCCCAUCCAGGUCUCGGACAGCGGACGUGGAGGCGGCAGCAGCGGAGGCGGUGGCGGCGCCAGCAGCAGCGGCAACAACGUCGGACCGCCGAGUGUGGGACGUGCGAACACGCCUGGCGAGGAUGCACGCAACAUCAUCCGCAUGCCACAGGCGGUGAGUCCCCGCAAAUACGAGAUGAUCAUGCAACAGGCGGCAGCUGCCGUUGGCGUCGGCGUCGGCGUUGAUCCCGGCCACUAUUUUCUCAACGCCCCUGGCACUGUUGUCGGUCGCAGUCCGGCACCGGUGGGCGUUGGUCCGCCACCGCCCAGCUCGAGUGAACAGCGUGGCGGCGGCAGCGGUGGCUCGGCUGCUAGCAGCGCUGGCAGUGCUGGUGGCGGCGGCAGCGGUGGCGGUGGCUCAAGUGGAGGCGGAGGCGGUGGCGGCGGCGGCGGCGGUUCGGGAUCCAAUUUCGAUAUCUAUGUGAAGAAUCGCAUUGCGGAGGUGAUGCGCGAUGACUAUGGCAAGAAUCGCAUUGUGGACGCCUCAAUGCGUCCCGAGUUCGAGGAGCAUAUGCAUGCCCAGGCGGCGCAUGCUGCCCACGUUCAUGCCGCCGCCGUUGCCGCCGAGCAGCACAACGAGCAGCAGCAGCAGCAGCUGCGUGCCAAGGAGCAAGCGGGUCCACCGCCCACCCAUGAGAUUAGCGUGUCCCGCAAGACCCCGAAUCAAUACGAGGUCGUCGACAGCGGUCGACGCUCCGCUAGCAGCAGCAGCGGUGGCGGCGGCGGUGGCGUCGGCGUUGGCAGCUCGAACAGCCAUCAUGCCUCGGCGUAUCAUGCAGCGCCGCCGCCAUCGGCGGUCAAUGCGUUUGCGGCCAGCACCUAUGCGUAUCCCUACAGCGCCCUGACGGUGCCAAGUGCCGCCGGCGGUUUGCCGCCGCCAACCAUGCCGAUGUCCCUGCAAUCGGGUCCCUCGAGCCAUGUGAGCGCCAAGGCGGCCCAUGUGCUCAGCAAGGUGAAUGCAGCCGCUGCGGCUGCAGCUGGUCUCGUUGUUGGCUCUGCCCCUGGCGCUGGCGGCGGCGUUGGCGGCGUCGGCGGUGUCGGUGUCGGCGGCGGACUUGGCGCCUCGGUUGUUGGCGGCUGUGGUGGACAGCACAAUGCCAGCCUCUCGGCUGCGGUGGCGGCUGUGGCGGCGGCAGCAGCGGCGGCCAGUGAGCCGAAGCCACUGCUGUCAUCGAAGUAUGAUGCGCUUAGCGACGAGGAUUAG